Parasteatoda tepidariorum (common house spider) is the source of this 771-nucleotide messenger RNA. RefSeq lists its product as uncharacterized. The record is from RefSeq and is a predicted model, not a curated record. NCBI's taxonomy places the organism in Eukaryota, Metazoa, Arthropoda, Arachnida, Araneae, Theridiidae.
AUGGGAAGAGACCACCCGCGUGUCCCUGGAAAAGGGGAUCCUGGAGAAGUAACGUCUGUUCGAAAAUUACGAUCAGGUGACCUCUUAGUACAGGUAUCAUCUGAAAAACAAGCGACUACUCUAUCAACCUGUAUGUGUUCGUUUUCAGUAAACGUCACACCUCAUAAGACUCUGAACACCUCACGAGGGGUGAUAUCGCAAUCAGAAUUUAUUGAUGACACAGAAGAAAUGAUUGUAGAUGAAUUGCGCGAUCAACAUGUUAUUGCUUUGCCAUCUGAAGUCAAGCUUGCCUGGUAUAACUGUCCGGUUGGACCAUACGUGUCAAACCCUUUGAGAUGUUUCCAGUGUCAAAGGUUUGGUCACUCAAAGGCCUCUUGUCGUAGCACACCUAUUUGUGCUCGCUGUUCUGGUUGUGGCCAUGAUGAUACUUCCUGUGAGUUACUGGCCCUCUGCAUCAAUUGCAAGGGUAAUCAUGCGGCCUACUCCAGGAAUUGGUCACAAGAAAAAGAAAUACAGACCAUUAAAGUCAUGCAAAAUUUGACUUUUAAUGAAGCACGGCGAAUGGUUACCGCUCGAACUCUCCGUCCGGGCGUAUCCUAUUCUGCAGCUGUAAAAGCAACCUACAGCUCUGUCAGCACACAAACUGAUACUCCUUUCACGCUAACGUCUACCAAACAGCCUACUUUUCAUUUUGGAGCAUCGAAACCUAAUGUUUCGAAUCAAGCAGUUCUCCCUCGCCCACUUCUCCACCUUCUAAAGCAGCUAAAUUAG